AUGUCUUCGGCUACUGGCAAAAUGGAAAUUGAUAAAUCUCCAAACAAUCAUUCUUCUCGGAAUUUGUCUACUGAUACUCUCCGCACUAGGCGCUCACACCGAUCUGUGUCAAGAGACCACGACCAUGACAAGAAAGAUAGACGAAGGGAGCCUGACGAAAGAAGAAAAAGAAGUCGCAGUCGUGACAGAGGAAGUGAAAGAGGGUACCGGGACCGUUCGCGCGACGGAUAUCGGGAUCGUGAUAGGGACCGCCGACGUGACAGAGAGGAUAGAGGACAUCGUAGCAGCAGGCAUGACGGGCCUGAUGUUAGACACGGUCGACGCGAUAGAGAUAGAGGGGAUAGGGAACGAGGGGACAGGGACAGAGAGAGAGACAGGGAUAGGGAUAGAGAGGACCGUGAUCGCAGGCGAAAGCGUACUGAAGACUAUGAUGGACCAGAACGCGAUCACGACGAUAGGGUUAAGAGAAAGAGGUCCGAAACACUAGACGAUAUUCCACCACCCCCUCCAAACUUGCCACCCCCACCCCCUCCCCGGGACAGUCCUCGUUCAGCUCGUUCUGGAGACCGUAGAAGAGGUGACAAAAAUGAUUAUGAUGAUCCAAGAAGUGCAAGAAGACGUAGUCGUCCCCUCGAUGAUGACGACGACGAACUUGGCAUGAGGAGCCCUCCGCCGCCGGGUGUUAGACGGGGCUCUCCAUCAUACCCUUCAUACGAUAAUCAAAUGGAUGACCCGUAUAAUCCUGAUGAACCAAAAGAAGACGAUUCUGAAGCACGAUCAGUUUUUGUUUCGCAACUUGCUGCGCGCUUGACCGCUCGAGACCUAGGCUAUUUCUUCGAAGAUAAGCUCGGGGAAGGAACCGUAAUGGAUUCAAGGAUUGUCACUGACAGGCUAUCUCGUCGAUCUAAAGGGAUUGGUUAUGUUGAGUUCCGGUCUAUUGAUCUCGUAGAAAAGGCUCUUGCUCUUUCUGGCACAGUAGUCAUGGGUCUACCCAUCAUGGUACAACUAACUGAAUCUGAAAGAAACAAAUUACAUCCGGGUGACGGAAGCCUUAAUCUCCCUCCAGGGGUCACAUCGUCCCAUGGAUCUAUGCAGUUAUAUGUCGGUUCUUUGCAUUUCAACCUUACCGAAUCCGAUAUCAAGCAGGUGUUUGAACCUUUUGGUGAACUUGAAUUUGUCGAUUUGCAUAGGGACCCGAUGACAGGGCGCAGUAAGGGCUAUGCCUUUGUUCAAUACAAGCGCUCUGAGGAUGCUAGAAUGGCUCUUGAACAAAUGGAAGGAUUUGAGCUUGCUGGUCGUACUCUUCGCGUCAACACUGUUCAUGAAAAGGGAACCGCUAAGUACACUCAACAGGAUUCCUUAGAUGAAGCGGGCGGUGGUAACUUGAACGCUGCUUCACGACAAGCACUGAUGCAGAAACUUGCUAGGACUGAAUCUGCUCCUUCUCUUCCAGAGCCUGCACCACGCGUCAAUAUUCCUCAAUCCAUGCAAUCUCGUUCCGUAUUGUUGAAGAAUAUGUUUGAUCCAGAGGAGGAAACGGAACGCGACUGGGACAAAGAUUUGGCUGAAGAUGUCAAAGGAGAAUGCGAAAACAAGUAUGGCUCAGUCACAGCAAUCAAGGUCGAAAAAGAAACCCAGGGCGAAAUCUACGUCAAAUUUGAAACUAUUGAAUCGGCUAAGAAAGCUAUUCAAGGCCUAAACGGUCGCUGGUUUGGUGGUCGACAAGUUUCCGCGGCGUUCAUAUCUGACGCCAUUAUGCAAGCCCAUCAGUAG
Molecule: messenger RNA, 1773 nt
Organism: Psilocybe cubensis
Lineage: Eukaryota; Fungi; Basidiomycota; Agaricomycetes; Agaricales; Agrocybaceae
Exons: 12
Coding region: 1-1773 (590 amino acids)
Biological process (GO): mRNA processing
Cellular component (GO): nucleus
Molecular function (GO): RNA binding
Source: RefSeq, a predicted model, not a curated record